AGUUUGUAAAAUAUAGAAUAAUAACUAAAAAUUAUCAUUUUUUUUUUUAAGUUUUGUGUUUAUUCAUUAAUUAUGUAUGUUCAAACAUAUCUUCAAAUUUUAAAAUAUUUCAUGCAAUAGUUUUCUUUAAAAAUUCCCAAAAUCAUGGUCCCACUAGGUUUGCCUAUUAAUUAUAAAACCGUUUUUUACUUUUAGAAAGAGUUUUUAAUAUUAAGGUUACGGAAAAUGUUACGAAAUCAUCAAACUACUGACUAUUGAAUAUAAAUAUUUAUUGGCUCAAACUGAUGAUGACUGAGUGAAUUAUAUAUUUAUAAGUAUUUUAUUAAAUAUAUAUACAUUUAGUUUCUCGUUCGUUUGCAUGCUUAUACGUUUUUUAUACGCUUUUUAUGUGUUCAAAACCAAAAUUUUUCUUAAAAAUUUAAAUGUUUGUGCGUUAGGGUGUUUCUUAAAUGCAGUAAAAAAAAUUCCAUACAUAUUCAGCCUAGUAACUAUAGUAGCAGAUAUCUUACAGUUUAUAUAUGAUAUAUUUAUCAGUCCUAGUAACGUUUUUAGCAGUAGAUGAGAAAUGAAUACUCAAUUUAAAAAGCUUCUUAAAUAUUCAUCCAAGCGGACCAAUAUGUAUGAAUAUGAAUCUGUUUUUACAACCCACCGAUCCAAAGAGGCUUAGAUCCGGGUCACUACCGGUAACGUACACCCAGCUGUCGUGGAAAUUGUACGCGUUCUCUUUGAUUAUCUCUGCUAAUGUUGAGAUAAACCCUAUUUUACUAAAUGAAAGCAUCCCUUGCUAAAAUAUCUCCUGUUAUCACUUACAAAUUACAAAUAUUAUUGGUCUACAAUGUAAUGACAUUAAGUGACAACCACACGAGUCUACGGAACUGGAGCUGGCCGUUCCCGCGACCAUCGGUUCUACUAUGUAACCGAAACGGAUCUGAUUUUUAUCCGGCCAAGGAAUUUUAACUCGGCUGUAUUCCACCAAAUUACUUCUGGCACAUUUUUUGCCGCUACCACAACAACGUAACUGGAACUGUCUCAGUUUUAUAUCCCGCUCUUUUAACUUAAUGUAAAACUAUUGUGGAUAGACAACAGUGAUAGCAACUAUCUUUUAAUUACUUUGGACUUAUCUCUCAAAUCCAAAGAGAUAAUACUCUUUUUAGCGGCUAUAUAAUUUAUAGAAAUAGAGGACGGAAGUAGCAUAGAAAACAAAAUAUACCUUAACCAUUACACGAACAUGAGAAUCACCAAACUUGCAGCUUUUAUAACGUUUAACAAAAUAUUAUAGUUUAAAUUCAUAUUCAGAAUUGGCUCUAAGGAAACAAUUGACGCAUUUAAGAACUGCUUACAGAAAUUAAAUAAAACAAAAAAUAUAAAAGUAUUGAACUUCAAUAAAUUACAGUGAUCUGGCGCUCAACAAAGGGUUAAAGAUGAGCACAAAUAUAUCAAAAUAAUUUGCUUAUUCACUGACUAUAAUAAAUAAUAUAACAUGCCAUAAAUUGAUACGUAUAUAAUACAUAACAUAAAUUGAUUAAUAGCACCCAUCAAUGCUAAUAUUUUAAAUUUAUACACUUUCGGAACAAAAAUUGAAAUAACACUUCUGGGCGGAAGUACGCUUCAUUCACAAUAGCGCUGGUGCGUGUAGCUGUCAUUACGGUUGGUAGCAUUGUCGGUCAAUUGUCAAAUUCUCAUGUUUUGUACUUUUCUUCCUACUUCUUUACUUUCCCACUUCUCUUUCUUUUCGAUUUUUACAGGCUUGGUAUUGAAAGCCAGAAAUGGGUCGUGUUAUUCGUGCACAACGUAAAGGCGCUGGGUCCGUCUUCAAGGCCCAUGUUAAGAGGCGUAAGGGAGCCGCUAAAUUGAGACCCCUGGAUUUCUCCGAACGUAAUGGAUACAUUCGUGGUGUUGUUAAGGAGAUCAUCCACGAUCCCGGCCGUGGCGCUCCAUUGGCUGUCGUGCACUUCCGUGACCCCUACCGCUACAAGAUCCGUAAGGAACUUUUCAUCGCUCCUGAGGGUAUGCAUACCGGUCAAUUCGUAUACUGCGGCCGCAAAGCCACUUUGCAAAUUGGCAAUGUGAUGCCACUGUCAGUGAUGCCUGAAGGUACCAUCAUUUGCAACUUGGAGGAAAAGACCGGUGAUCGUGGCCGUUUGGCACGUACAUCUGGUAACUAUGCCACCGUAAUUGCACACAAUCCUGACACCAAGAAAACUCGCGUUAAGCUGCCAUCUGGUGCCAAGAAAGUCGUUCCCUCUGCCAAUCGUGCUAUGGUUGGUAUUGUUGCCGGUGGUGGUCGUAUCGACAAGCCCAUCUUGAAGGCUGGUCGUGCAUACCACAAAUACAAGGUGAAACGCAACAGCUGGCCUAAGGUACGUGGUGUUGCUAUGAAUCCUGUUGAGCAUCCUCACGGUGGUGGUAACCAUCAACAUAUUGGUAAAGCUUCCACAGUUAAGCGUGGUACAUCUGCUGGUCGUAAGGUCGGUCUCAUCGCUGCCCGUCGUACCGGUAGAAUACGUGGUGGUAAGGGCGACACCAAGGACAAAUAAGCUGGAGUUUGACAACAAACCGAGUUUAGUUGAAAGGAGUGAAUAUUAUAAUAGUGAGAAUGUGUAUUUGUUGGUGGAUUUAAAAUGGAUUCACAUAUACACAGUAAAAAUAAAAAGAUUUUUAUUUUAAAA
Molecule: messenger RNA, 2669 nt
Organism: Bactrocera oleae (olive fruit fly)
Lineage: Eukaryota; Metazoa; Arthropoda; Insecta; Diptera; Tephritidae
Gene: RpL8
Product: ribosomal protein L8
Biological process (GO): cytoplasmic translation
Cellular component (GO): ribosome; cytosolic large ribosomal subunit
Molecular function (GO): structural constituent of ribosome; RNA binding
Source: RefSeq, a predicted model, not a curated record